AUGGCGUCUAAAAGUGAAGGGAUUCAGCAACUUUUACAAGCUGAAAAAAAGGCUAGUGAACUUGUAAAUGACGCAAAGAAACGAAAGACGAGAAGAUUAAAGCAGGCGAAAGAGGAAGCACAAUCUGAAAUAGAAAAAUUUAAAGUUCAACGUGAGCAAGAAUUUCAAGCUAAAGUGAAAGAGAGUUCCGGAUCAAAGGAUGAUUUUGCCAUCAAAAUUAAAGAUCAGACCCAUCAAAAAAUCAAUGAUCAAAAUCGUCUCGCUGCUGCAAAUAAAAAUAAAGUAAUAGAUCGCGUCCUAUCCUUGCUCUACGAUAUCAAACCAGAAUUACAUGAAAAUUAUCGCAUAAAUUAAAACACUUCGCGUGUUCAAUAAGCACCAAGGUUCACUAGAUAAAAAUAUUAGAUAUUUACAAUUCGUAUAAGUGCAUUAUUGCUUAUGCAAGACUCUUCUAUUUGACUAACAAUGUACUAACAUAAGGUAGAUGAACACUAAAUCGUUUUACUAUUAUCUAAACCGAGAGCUCAAAACGUGCAGCUCUCUGGAUUGAAAUAAGUAUUAAGACAUCCUUUGUGUUACGAGACUAGCUUGUAGUGUGGCUGUCUAUUCAGCUUCGGUUAUAUAAACUCGUAGUAACAAGAAAUAAUUCAGCUAUCUACUAAGCGGCUUGGCUUUAAACAUAUCCAUAUAGUAACAUUGGUCUUGCUUCCAUUGUUAGAUUAUUAUUGUAUUUAAAUAUUCUCAUAAUUUUUGAUCUGCAUGAUGUUUAUAAUUUUCAUAAAGAUUUGAUAAUAUCUUGGUUAUCUCUUAAAGUACAUCAAUAAUUGAAAUGUUAAAU
Molecule: messenger RNA, 838 nt
Organism: Trichoplax adhaerens
Lineage: Eukaryota; Metazoa; Placozoa; Uniplacotomia; Trichoplacea; Trichoplacidae
Exons: 3
Coding region: 1-354 (117 amino acids)
Biological process (GO): proton transmembrane transport
Cellular component (GO): vacuolar proton-transporting V-type ATPase complex
Molecular function (GO): proton-transporting ATPase activity, rotational mechanism
Source: RefSeq, a predicted model, not a curated record